Loxodonta africana (African savanna elephant) is the source of this 1188-nucleotide messenger RNA. RefSeq names its product Sp5 transcription factor (gene SP5). The record is from RefSeq and is a predicted model, not a curated record. Gene Ontology annotation, biological process: regulation of transcription by RNA polymerase II. Lineage: Eukaryota; Metazoa; Chordata; Mammalia; Proboscidea; Elephantidae. The transcript has 2 exons. Bases 1 to 1188 code for a protein of 395 amino acids. Gene Ontology annotation, molecular function: RNA polymerase II cis-regulatory region sequence-specific DNA binding; DNA-binding transcription factor activity, RNA polymerase II-specific.
AUGGCCGCGGUGGCCGUCCUCCGGAACGAUUCGCUGCAAGCCUUCCUCCAGGACCGCACCCCCAGCGCCUCUCCGGACCUGGGCAAACAUUCGCCCCUGGCGCUGCUGGCUGCCACCUGUAGCCGGAUAGGCCAGCCGGGCGCGGUGGCGCCCCCGGACUUCCUACAGGUGCCCUACGACCCCGCGCUGGGCUCGCCCUCCAGGCUCUUCCACCCGUGGACAGCCGACAUGCCGGCGCACUCGCCAAGCUCGCUGCCGCCCCCGCACCCCAGCCUGGGGCUUACGCCGCAGAAGACACACCUGCAGCCGUCUUUCGGGGCAGCACACGAGCUGCCGCUUACACCCCCCGCCGAUCCCUCGUACCCAUAUGAGUUCUCGCCGGUCAAGAUGUUGCCCUCGAGCAUGGCGGCGCUGCCCUCCAGCUGCGCGCCCGCCUACGUGCCCUACGCGACGCAGGCGGCGCUGCCGCCCGGCUACUCCAACUUGCUGCCGCCGCCACCGCCCCCGCCGCCUACUUGCCGCCAGCUAUCUCCUAACCCGGCCCCGGACGACCUGCCCUGGUGGAGCAUCCCGCAGGCCGGCGCCGGGCCAGGAUCAUCCGGGGUUGCGGGGGGCAGCCUCCCCGGCGCCUGUGCAGGGGGCCCCCACGCGCCUCGCUACCCCGCCUCGGCGGCCGCCGCCGCUGCAGCAGCCGCCCUACAGCGGGGCCUGGUGUUGGGCCCGUCGGACUUUGCGCAGUACCAGAGCCAGAUUGCCGCGCUGUUGCAGACCAAGGCCCCCCUGGCGGCCACGGCCAGGAGGUGCCGCCGCUGCCGCUGCCCCAACUGCCAGGCGGCGGGCGGCACCCCCGAGGCGGAGCCGGGCAAGAAGAAGCAGCACGUGUGCCACGUGCCCGGCUGUGGCAAGGUGUACGGCAAGACCUCGCACCUGAAGGCGCACCUUCGCUGGCACACGGGCGAGCGGCCCUUCGUGUGCAACUGGCUGUUUUGCGGUAAGAGUUUCACUCGGUCGGACGAGCUGCAGCGGCACCUGCGGACUCAUACCGGCGAGAAGCGCUUCGCUUGCCCAGAGUGCGGUAAGCGCUUCAUGCGCAGCGACCACCUCGCCAAGCACGUUAAGACGCACCAGAAUAAGAAGCUGAAAAUUGCCGAGGCUGGGGUCAAGCGGGAGGAUCCGCGGGAUCUGUGA